AUGACGCUCAACCUCAAAGACUUUGACGUCCUGGUGUUUGAUAUUGAAGGAACCGUCUGUCCCAUCUCCUUUGUCAAGGACGUUUUGGUGAGUUGUCCUGUCAUACCGUCUUGUCUUACUUCGCAACUCUUCCGUCUUUUUUUACUCCCCUUACCCUUGCAUGACCUCCGUCCCUCCCUCCCUGCCGCACCCGGGUCCGGACCUCCGUAUGGAUACCGCCGAAAUUCGUCCCAGCCUCCUCUUCCGGGCCUCGUCCGUCCAUCUCUCGGCCUUGGUACUCAUCUCCCGGGUGUCUACGUUGCCGAACCAACUCCUGCCAAGUCGCGCAGGUCUCGGGCGUGUGCAGCUGGCUUCUCGGGCCAUGCACCUUUUCUCCCAGCCCCUCGACCCUCUUCACCGACUUUGCCCCGUUUUGCGUUCCCAUAUGCACUCGAUGCACUUCCCAAUGUCCUUGACCAAGAGUGGGAUAGCCCAGAGUUUGCAAAGUACCGCGAUGCCUUUCCGGAAGAGUACCGCAACUCUCGCUCAGACUUUGAAGCGCAUGUCCGCGAUCUCGUGAGGCGUGAUGUCAAGAUAGCCUACCUCAAGUCGCUCCAAGGAUAUCUCUGGCUGCAAGGCUACAAGUCGGGCAACAUCGUAGCUCCCCUCUUCUCUGAUGUUGAGUCCUUCUUCAACGAGGCCGUCCGAGAUGGAAAGAAGAUUAUCAUCUACUCUUCCGGCUCAGUUCCUGCGCAGAAACUGCUAUUCUCUCACACAAACUCCGAGAAGCCAGACAUGACGCCUCUCAUCGCCGACUACUUCGAUACCACGAAUGCGGGGCCCAAGACCGAGGUCGAUAGCUACACGAAGAUCAUUUCUAAACAUCCGGAGCACAAAGACCUCAACAGAUGGCUCUUCCUGAGCGACAACAUCGACGAGGUCAAAGCCGCUGUUGGGGCGGGUAUGCGCAGCCUGCCCGUUGUUCGUCCUGGAAACGCGCCCUUGCCGCCAGACGAUCCUCUCUCCAAGCUCGCCAUUAACGAGUUCAAACACUCCGAGGUCGCUUCUUUGGGAGUAUGA
Molecule: messenger RNA, 1059 nt
Organism: Fusarium sp. VM40
Lineage: Eukaryota; Fungi; Ascomycota; Sordariomycetes; Hypocreales; Nectriaceae
Source: the annotation of a GenBank genome assembly